CACCAACUGCAUCCAUACUUUCUCCGCCCCGCAUUCACGUACCAUUCCUAUUAUGGCUCCCGCUCGAAUAAUGGAAAUAUCUGGAGCUCCAGAUCCAGGGCUCAUUCCCCCAUCCGAUGCCGUGCAUGAGAAUAAAUGGUACAACCAAGAUUUCGACGGCUACCGCGUUUCAGAGCAUGUGCUACACGCAAAACGCCAUCUCCGCAUCGUCUGUGUUGGCGCUGGUGCAGCAGGACUUCAAAUAGCAUAUAAGGCUGAGCGCGCCCUUACCGACAUUGACCUCCAAAUCUACGAAAAGAAUUCUGACAUCGGCGGCACAUGGCUCGAGAAUCGGUACCCUGGCUGUACUUGCGAUAUUCCGUCACACAGCUAUCAAUUCACUUGGGCGCGCAAUCCGAACUGGAGCCAGUACUAUUCGAGUAGCGAGGAAAUAUGGCAGUAUUUCAAAGAUGUAGCGACCAAAUACGGCUUAGAGAAAUAUGUUCAACUAAACACAACCGUGCAGAGCGCAGCGUGGGAUGAAGAGUCGGGGCAGUGGCAGUUGAGGAUCCUAGGUCCGGAUGGAAAGGAGGUAGCUGAUUGGUGCGACAUUCUCAUCUCAGGUUCCGGUAUACUAAACUCUUGGAAAUACCCAAACAUACCCGGGUUGGACCUCUUCAAGGGAAAACUAAUGCAUUCGGCCAAGUGGGACAACUCCUACGACCUCACAGGCAAGAUGGUGGCAGUUGUAGGUGGCGGUUCGUCAGCAGUGCAGAUUAUCCCAGGAAUCCAACCUAAGGUAGGAAAACUCUUCGCAUUCCUGCGCUCGCCGGUCUGGAUUACGACAGGAUUUGGAGCCAAGUACGCAGGGCCUGGGGGAACAAACUUCUCUUACUCAGCAGAAGACCUCAAAAGAUUCAACGAGAACCCCGAAGAGUAUAAAAAGUACGCCCGUGAUAUUGAAGGCGAGCUCAACAAGCGUUUCAACCUCAUGCACAUGCAUAGCAAGGACCAGAAGAAUUCUCGAGAACUCAUCGCCAACCUUAUGGCAGACAAACUCAACAACGAGGAACUUACAAAGAAAAUGGUUCCUGAUUUCGCGCUAGGAUGCCGGAGAAUGACUCCCGGGAGUGGGUAUCUCGAGUCACUGAGCAAAGAGAAUGUGGAAGUGAUUCACGAAUCGGCCGUCCGGUUAACAGAAACAGGCAUCGUAGACGAGAGUGGCGUAGAGCAUGAAGUCGAUGUUGUGGUCUGUGCAACAGGGUUUGAUACAUCGUUUACACCUCACUUCAAAGUUACAGGACGAAAUGGAGCUGAUAUAAAGACGCAGUUCGGGGAUUUCCCAAUCGGGUAUUUGGGAAUCAUGGCAGAAAACUUCCCCAAUUUGUUUCUGUUUAUCGGCCCCAAUGGCCCAACAAGCCACAGCUCCAUCCUACCAAUUCUCGAAUGGUACACUCGCUACGCAUUCCAAAUGAUCGAAAAGUUCCAAACAGAAAACAUCAAAUCCUUUGAGCCAAAACGAGGUGCAAUCAAAGAUCUAUACAACCAUACGCACGAACUGAUGAAACGCCUAGUUUGGUCAUCGGCAUGUCGCUCCUGGUUCAAGAACGGAAAAACGCAUGGUCCUGUAACAGCAAUAUACCCCGGCAGUCGACUGCAUUUCUUCGAGUUGUUAAAGAAUGUGCGAUGGGAAGACUAUGAGUUAACUUAUAAGACUGGGAAUAGAUUCCAGUUCCUGGGAAACGGGUAUACAGAGUGUGAGAUGAGUGUUGAUGGAGAUCCGGUUUGGUAUUUUGAUGAUGAGUUUACAAAAAUCUAG
Molecule: messenger RNA, 1798 nt
Organism: Lindgomyces ingoldianus
Lineage: Eukaryota; Fungi; Ascomycota; Dothideomycetes; Pleosporales; Lindgomycetaceae
Product: cyclohexanone monooxygenase
Exons: 3
Coding region: 53-1798 (581 amino acids)
Molecular function (GO): NADP binding; flavin adenine dinucleotide binding; N,N-dimethylaniline monooxygenase activity
Source: RefSeq, a predicted model, not a curated record